AUGACUUCCAAGGAGGACGGCAAGGCGGCGCCGGGGGAAGAGCGGCGGCGCAGCCCGCUGGAUCACCUGCCGCCGCCCGCCAACUCCAACAAGCCGCUGACUCCGUUCAGCAUCGAGGACAUCCUCAACAAGCCGUCUGUGCGGAGAAGUUACUCGCUGUGCGGGGCGGCGCACCUGCUGGCGGCGGCGGACAAGCACGCGCCGGGCGGCUUGCCCCUGGCGGGCCGCGCGCUGCUCUCGCAGACCUCGCCGCUGUGCGCGCUGGAGGAGCUCGCCAGCAAGACCUUUAAGGGGCUGGAGGUCAGCGUCCUGCAGGCAGCUGAAGGCCGCGACGGGAUGACCAUCUUUGGGCAGCGACAGACCCCUAAGAAGCGGCGAAAGUCUCGAACAGCCUUCACCAACCACCAGAUCUACGAGUUGGAGAAGCGUUUCCUCUACCAGAAGUACCUGUCCCCCGCCGAUCGCGACCAAAUCGCGCAGCAGCUGGGCCUCACCAACGCUCAGGUCAUCACCUGGUUCCAGAAUCGGCGCGCCAAGCUCAAGCGGGACCUGGAGGAGAUGAAGGCCGACGUGGAGUCCGCCAAGAAACUGGGCCCCAGCGGGCAGAUGGACAUCGUGGCGCUGGCCGAACUCGAGCAGAACUCGGAGGCCGCGGGCGGCGGUGGCGGCGGCUGCGGCAGGGCCAAGUCUAGGCCUGGCUCUCCGGCGCUCCCUCCAGGCGCCCCGCAGGCCCCGGGCGCCGGGCCCCUGCAGCUCUCGCCCGCCUCCCCGCUCACGGACCAGCCGGCCAGCAGCCAGGACUGCUCAGAGGACGAGGAAGACGAAGAGAUCGACGUGGACGAUUGAGCGGCGCCCGGGAUCUUCCAUCGCGCCGGGCCCCUAACGCCCGUCUGCCCGCCGCCUCCCGGACCGCCGAGGGGAGCUGGGACCUCC
Molecule: messenger RNA, 933 nt
Organism: Panthera uncia (snow leopard)
Lineage: Eukaryota; Metazoa; Chordata; Mammalia; Carnivora; Felidae
Gene: LBX1
Product: ladybird homeobox 1
Exons: 2
Coding region: 1-846 (281 amino acids)
Biological process (GO): regulation of DNA-templated transcription
Molecular function (GO): DNA-binding transcription factor activity, RNA polymerase II-specific; DNA binding
Source: RefSeq, a predicted model, not a curated record